CAAUAUAAACAAUAAUCAGCUGUUCGGAUUGAGGGGGUUUAAUGGUCGGUAUACAGGAUGUAUUUAAAGGGCGUACUUCAGAUUUAAAUGACUGCCUUGAUCCGAAAAGAAAUCACUGAUAUCCAGUUCGGAUUGAAGGGGUUUGUUGGACGGUAUGCUGAGAGUCGGCGCAAAUCAUAAAAAAUUAAASGUUUACUUCAGAUCGGAAGAACAUCAAUAUUAUCCUGUUCGGAUUGAGGGUCCGGAGUGUUGGUCGGUUUGCUGAAAGUCGGGUAUCUAUGGAUAUAAAGGGCUUACUUCAGAUUAAAGACUGCCAAGUCGGAAGGACAUCGCUAUUGUCCGCCACUAAUCCCACAUAGACACAGGCCUUUGUUAUUCACAUAUAAAGUUCUUAUCGUCUUGACAUCACUCUUAAUAAAUUAUAAUAACUCAUGGAAACACGACUCAAAACUCCACCAAAAAUCAUCUCUAACUUAACAGAAAGCCGAUAAGAAACUUUCACAAACUCAUUUGGAAGUUGAAUUAUAAAGGAAGUUAUUAUGAAGGGAAGCUGUUGUGACUGGACUGUAGUUGUGAUAGGAUUGUGAUGGAUAGCUCUACUUCAGAAGAAGAUGCAGCUUCGUCUAUAUCAUCAGGGAAGAAAGCGGUACGCUUUGAUUUGAACGACGAAGUUUUCGAAAUCCCAAACAAAUGGGACCGUCUAAGUACAACACGAACAGCAGCAAGAAGAAACAAACUAGUCGAAGAGGURUACAAAAAUACUAAGAGAAAAGAUUCAGAUCRUCGUGGAGGCAAAAGCAAACAAAACAAGAUUAAAAAAGUUAAGAAAACUUCAAGGAAAACAGACCACAAAAGUCKWGAUUCUGUGAGAACGUUAAGUAGUCCUUCAAGCCAAGUUUUAUCUUUAGAUUGCUCAGUUUUAUCCACACAAAAAGGRGUUGCUUCCACUUCGAAGAACUCAGCUGUUCAUGGCAGGUCAAAGACUAGUCCUGAAGUCAAACUAAAGCUGUCACAYCGAGGCUCAGUGCCUUCAAGUGAUGUUGUCUUACCUAAGAUAAGCUACAGUUCMGACCUAAAGAAAGCAAUUGAAAACGCCGUGGUUAGGAACCGGGUAWCAGAAAUUGGAGGGACUUUGAACUCWUAUAAAGACCGCUAUAGAAUCUCACCACAAGAUAUUUUCACAGACUUUAGACGAUCAAGCGAGGAGUUUACUAGUACAAAACCUCCAUUCCCAAACCCUCCGCCUAGCAGAUGCUCAAGCUCAGACGAGUCAAGUUACUCGACGAAGARAGAAAAGCGUUUGGUCRCGUUACCCGAGCAUGAGCCAAAGUUUAGUGAACUUUCCAGAGAUGUUGAGAGUUGGAUACCAUUCCCAGGAAGACAAAAYAAAGAUCACCAGCAGAGAAAGUCAAAGAAAACUACUGAUAAUCAG
Exaiptasia diaphana is the source of this 1432-nucleotide messenger RNA. RefSeq lists its product as uncharacterized. The record is from RefSeq and is a predicted model, not a curated record. NCBI's taxonomy places the organism in Eukaryota, Metazoa, Cnidaria, Anthozoa, Actiniaria, Aiptasiidae. The annotation marks the transcript as partial. The transcript has a single exon.